UUUGCCUUUCUCACAUCCAAACAGUCAACACAAAAGGUUCAGUAAAGGUGCUUUUAAUUGUGACAGCAAGAACUUGAUGGCGAGAAACCUGGUUCCGUCUUUCAUUCUGACGAAAUUUCCCAACCAAGGGACAUAAUUCCGCCAAUACCGUUAUCCUUUGUGGUUAUCUCCCUUUCCUUAGGCUGUACUCAGACUACCUGUUCUUGGACCGGUUCCGCUCAGUGCACAACGUGUCAGCGGCCAACUUCCACAGGGAUGUCCGUGCAUCAAUCAGCAUGCUGUCUCAGUGUAACGCCACACGUCCGCUGUGGCACUGUCUCUUGGACAAGGAACUUCACAUGCGCAUACCGGUGCGGCUGAUCCCGGGUAUGUACGACAUAUUUUUGGGGAAAUGGCUGGACGUUUUCCCUCCCGGCCAGGUGCUGGUGUUGAGGAAUGAAGACUAUGCCUUGGAUAUGAAGAAGAAUAUCAAAGCAGUCUUCACGUUUCUGGGUCUUGACCCACUACCAGAGGCGGAACUUGAUCGUAUUUCUAAACUUCCUCGAAUGUUUGAAAAGACAGAGAAAGAUAAACAGCUGGGACAGAUGCUGAAUAAGACAAGGCGAAUUCUUGACAAGUUUUACGCGCCGUUUAAUAGAAACCUGGCUGGCAGAUUGCACAAUGACAAGUUUCUGUGGUCUUCCUGAAUACAUUUAAUUUUGGUCUUGUUGUUUAUUGAAAUAAUGUGUUUUGAAAAGAUAUAUAA
Molecule: messenger RNA, 745 nt
Organism: Aplysia californica (California sea hare)
Lineage: Eukaryota; Metazoa; Mollusca; Gastropoda; Aplysiida; Aplysiidae
Product: carbohydrate sulfotransferase 15-like
Exons: 3
Coding region: 276-686 (136 amino acids)
Biological process (GO): hexose biosynthetic process
Molecular function (GO): N-acetylgalactosamine 4-sulfate 6-O-sulfotransferase activity
Source: RefSeq, a predicted model, not a curated record